Messenger RNA from Durio zibethinus, 1649 nucleotides. RefSeq lists its product as uncharacterized. Lineage: Eukaryota; Viridiplantae; Streptophyta; Magnoliopsida; Malvales; Malvaceae. The record is from RefSeq and is a predicted model, not a curated record.
CUGGGAUGGGAGCCAUUCAUUUAUUUAUAUAAUUAAAUUAAGACGCAAAAACGAAAGCCGGCCAAAGAAAGCAGUUUCCAGAGAGAGAGUAGCGAGGAGAAGAAGAAGACGAACAUAAGUACUAAUAGUUAUCAUAAUAAUAUUUCUGACUCUCCAUGAAGCGCAAGGAGUUCCACGAUAUUAUUGAUGAUGAUUUGUCUUUCCCUUCACGCUCCACAAAAGCUAUGAGACUGGAUGGUUGUCAAUUGCUAUCAAUCACGGAGGAGGAUCCAAGUAUUAGGGCUCCUUUGCGACUGGAAUAUCAACAGAGGCCCCUUCCAACUCCAACCACUAGUAAUGCCCCAUCUAUAGAUGCAAAUACAAUGCCUUCAUCCCAAGACAGGGCUAUCGUGCUUUAUAAUCCAUCCAGCACCCCUUUCUUCAAAUCUCCUACUUCGCCAGACUUCUCCAUCAUCAUCAAUUCCGACUUCUUUCCAGGUUUAAAGGAUUGUUUAUUUUGGCCCCAGGAUCCGGGUGCAGUGAAAUCAAUGUGGAAUAAAGUAACAGGCAACGGAAGCACUACAGAACCAAAUGACUGCUUGGCUGUUGUUCCCUGGGUUGCACCUCAACUUCUAUUAACCUCUGGAACGGAGACAGGAACCAUUGCCCCAUUGCAGCCAAUGGAAGCAGAAGAUGUGGAGGGUGAAAUGAUGGAUACAGACGACAACAGUGUAAGUACCAUAGUAGGGAAAGCUUUUCAGGAUGGUGAAAUGUUGGAAGGAGCUGAAGCAUUUGAGCUCUGGCAGCAACAGCAACAGAAACAGCACUGUUUGAUGCCACAGUUCUCUCAGAGCAUGUAUAACCCAGUUACUUGGUAACAAAUUGUUUAAGUUGCCGUAGCGUCUGAUUUUGUGGUAUAAGUUGAGGUGAUGUUAGAAUCUAAGCAGAUGCACAAAAUGGGAUUUUUGGUGAUCUUGAUUUGCCCUUCCAAACGACGUAUGCACAUAUAGGGGUCAUGGGCAACGAAUACCCUAAACAGGUUUAGAUGAUACCAUAGUCUUUUCUUAAGAUGAACUUUUGUAGAUUUCAUCUAAGGCUGAUAUUUUUCUGCUAGAUAAUUGUCUGUAUCAGCAUUCAGCAAUAUAUUACCUCUUAGGGUUCUGCUUCAGGGAUUAUGGAUUCUGACUAAUUGUAUUUGAAUUCAACUUGACAUUUUGUGGAAUCCGGUCGAGAUCAAGCGUUUAUAACGAAUGUUGGUUCUGGUUAGUCCGACUAGCCUAAACAGAAUCUUCAUCCCCUAUCGUUGAUCAACCAUCUUUUAACUUGAAUUCAAUAUUGACCAAAAUUUUAAAACAAAAGAAUCGCUGAAUUGCUCUGAUUAACCGAUAGAUUACGUUGAAAUAAGCUUCUCCCAAUCAAGUUUCCCAUACGAACAACCACGAAGGCUAAGUCGAGUGGUAGGAAAAACUCGAAGAAAGAGAAGGAAUGUGCUUAGGCUUACUAGACCAGCUUCAAGGAAUAAUCUCAGCAAGUCUGAAGAGCAAAAGCCAUGUUUAAUAUGCGAGCAGUUCAACACCCCCAUUGCCAUGGUGAUCACAAGGAGGCUGCCUGAAUUACUACUCGCAGUGGCAUACCCAAUCUUGACUCUUUAAAAAAAAAAAAAAAAGAUU